Molecule: messenger RNA, 1398 nt
Organism: Triticum urartu
Lineage: Eukaryota; Viridiplantae; Streptophyta; Magnoliopsida; Poales; Poaceae
Product: expansin-B3
Biological process (GO): sexual reproduction
Cellular component (GO): extracellular region
Source: RefSeq, a predicted model, not a curated record
ACCCGGCUAUAAAUACGGCCCGUGCCCAGCGCCGACCGGCAGAACAGAGCAUCCAAUUCAAUCAUCUCCUACUGGAGUAACUUGCUAGCGAUGGUCUCCUCCUCCUCCUCUGUCGCCGUCGCGGCGGCCCUGCUGCUCUGCAUCCUCGCCGCGCACGGCCACGGCUGCUGCGCCAAGCGCAGCAGCAACAGCGGCGGUAAGAAGUCCCACUCCCACCACGCGCCCCCGCACGCCCACGGGGCGCCGCCUCCUUCUUCCCCGCCGGCCAUCGGUCCACCGUCCUACGGCUACGGAUCCCCUCCUCCCCCGGCUGCCAUCCCGCCUCCUCCUGCGGCCACCCCGUCCCCUCCCGCGGCCAAUUCCAGCUCCAACAGCACCAAUGUCGACGCCGGCGGCUGGCUCGACGCCAGGGCCACCUGGUACGGCGCGCCCAAGGGCGCCGGGCCCGACGACAACGGCGGCGCCUGCGGGUUCAAGAACGUCAACCUGCCGCCCUUCUCCGCCAUGACCUCCUGCGGCAACGAGCCGCUCUUCAAGGACGGCAAGGGAUGCGGCUCAUGCUACCUGAUACGGUGCGUGUCGGCGGGCCACCCGGCGUGCUCGGGCGUGCCUGAGACGGUGAUCAUCACGGACAUGAACUACUACCCGGUGUCCCGCUUCCACUUCGACCUCAGCGGCACCGCCUUCGGCGCCAUGGCCAAGGACGGCCGCAACGACGAGCUCCGCCACGCCGGCAUCAUCGACAUGCAGUUCAGGAGGGUGCCGUGCCAGUACCCAGGGCUGACGGUGACGUUCCACGUACAGCACGGGUCGAACCCGUACUACCUGGCGAUCCUGGUGGAGUACGAGAACGGAGACGGCGACGUGGACCAGGUGGACAUCAUGCAGUCGCGGCCGGACGUCGCCGGAGAAGGCGGGAUGGCGCCGACGGGGGAGUGGGUGCCGAUGACCGAGUCGUGGGGGUCCAUCUGGCGGAUGGACACGCGGCGCCCCAUGCAGGGCCCCUUCUCGCUGCGCAUCACCAACGAGUCCGGCAAGACGCUCGUCGCCGACCAGGUCAUCCCCGCCGACUGGGAGCCCAACGAGAUCUACAGCUCCAUCAUCCAGUUCGACUAGCCCAUCAAAUAUUGAUCCACAAUAUAUAUAUACAUUGAAAAAUAUAUAUAUAUGCGAUGCUGCAUCGUACGUGCAUCCGUGGCGUCGUGGGUGCGCACUACAUAUAUUAUAUAUAUAUGUAGCUAAUGGAUGGCCGCUCGAUCUGCGAGUCGGUUGAUUUUAAUUAGUAGUGCCUUAUGUAACAGGGUGAGACGUCGCCUGUGACGUCCGGUGCCUAGUGUCGUUGUCCAUCGUGUACCUCAGUCUGUGCUUAGCCUUAUAGUACAUGCAUGUAUCACUUAA